This is a messenger RNA of Penicillium cataractarum, 1824 nucleotides long. RefSeq lists its product as uncharacterized. The record is from RefSeq and is a predicted model, not a curated record. The transcript has a single exon. NCBI's taxonomy places the organism in Eukaryota, Fungi, Ascomycota, Eurotiomycetes, Eurotiales, Aspergillaceae. The coding region runs from base 1 to 1824 and encodes 607 amino acids.
AUGGGCCCUCAGUCUUCCGCGACCCAGUUUCAACCAGCCCGGGCCCCAUCCCCGUCGUCUUUUACCGUCAGCCUCGAUAAUGAUCACAAAGAAACCCCCCUUUCACCGGAGGUAGCUCGACAGCAAAUCAUCGAAACGAGAACCCAGCAGGGAGACACCCCCCACCAGCGGCCGCGAAGAUUCCUGGCACAGCCGAUAGAGACAUCCUCUCGGAGCGUCCAGACACAAAAUAACUUGUCAGAUGACCGUCAAUCCUAUCGACCCGGAAGCCUCCGAAAUGAGGUGAACAACUCCGUGGAGCAACAACUCCACCGACCCGACAAUCCUCCCCGGAGAUUUUUACCACAGCCCAUUGAGACUAGCAAAGCUAGUAACCAAGGCGUCACUGGUUCUAGACCGAGACGAUUCAAGCCCGAGCUCCUCGAAACUGAACAUCGCUCGGUCAAGGGGGCAACGGACAACCCUUCUCAUCGACAGUUUGUCAACUUUGGUCCUGCAAAAGCUGGCUUGGAAUACCUAGGAGAUCGGCCAGGCCCUACCUCUCGUCUGACUCCCCCUCGCAGCGCCUCAUUCGACGUCCCAGAGUCUAGGUUCUCGUAUGCAAACUUGCUUCGUCGCCAUGAAACCAGAAGACAUUCCUUUCGAGUCCCAGAUCUCCCGUCAAUCCCAUCAAAUAGCAGUGAAAGCUCAGAUACAUCCUGUGAAACACCAUCCUUACCUCCCCAGAAGUCAUCGGUGAAGCUAGUACAGUCCCGGAAAAACGGUCAAUUGAACCGGGAAAGUCGCCCCAGCGAAUUUUCUGGGUAUCUGUUGUCUCUGGCGGCUCGAUCGGCACAGAAAGAGCUGAAAGAGCAGGCACUUGCUGCCUUUCCAAACGAGCAAGUCUACCAGCCAGUGGACCAUUUUGCUAUUGAUGAGGAAGGUGGUGAUUCAGAAGAUGACGAGUAUCUGAUCUAUCCCCAGCCACACCAUAUCAAGUCCCGUCGGCAAUCCUCGGCAGACCUUUCCUGGGAGCUUGAGUAUAUGCGUCAGCAUAAGGAGGAGGCGGAACAACGAUUUCGGGUCAUGGUGUCCUCCAAAAACCUGGACUUCUCGUCUCCCAGUCAUAAUGCGGCCUCCAAAAAUCGUGGGCCAAGUCCCCCAAUGCUAGGUGUCGACCUAGUUCUACCACAAAGUUUGUCCCCGGAUGGAACUCUUUGCGAGGACUCCCCGUCCGAGACCAAUACCCAGGGGCAACAGGGCCUCUGUAAUGACUGCGGCGGUCUCUGGUGUGCAGGAGACCAACCUGAAGAGGGGCGCGGAGCAGGUCUUUGGAUGGGCACAUGCCGUAAAGACGAGGGUUUUGAGCGAGGAUCGCAAUUAAUGACUGGGAUCAUGACCCCUAUGAUUGAGUGUGAAGAAUUCACCUUUACGCCCAAUUCCUCAUUGGAGUCCCAUACGGACUCGAGAGAUCCAAGGGGCAAGCAGUCCCAAGGCAUGAGUGGUCCAAGAAGAAAAAUCGAUGGUGAAUUCCACGAUGGCUUCGUGACGCAGAUUUACAAUUAUUUGUCUCUAGGGUAUCCAUGCGUUGCCCGGUAUUAUGACUUUGAGCUUAGCAAGAUUUCGGGAAUCCCCCUUGAAGAUCUGCGGCGAGAUGAUCUUUGUGCUGAUGCUCAGGGCUAUGUCGUAGCACCGCUUGACAAUCUGGCAGUUGGGUGUGUUCGAUGGAAGGCCUUGCGUCUCUAUAUCCACGAAUGGGCCCGCCAGCAGCCGAACAUGGUAGAAGAUGAACCAAGCCUUGAAGCCUGGGGGGUCCCGGAGCGGAGAGGGAGCUGGGCGAUUUGA